AUGGAGACGGGCGCCGUGGCGACGGGGGCGCUGGACGAGUUUGCAGUCCCCGAGGAGGCCCAGGCAGCCGUCAUGGAGCAGCGGCCCCGCAUCGAGCGGCUCUUCGGCGUGGGGCUCAACGUACUGGGGGUGCUGGGCGCCGGGCAGGGCCCUUCCCGCGCCCCAAUGAGCGCUGGGCAGAUCUGGCUGCAGCUGCAGGGCCCUCAGCAGGACCUGCAGAGAGCAAAGGAGUACAUCAAGGGGCUCUGCAGCCCAGAGUUGAGCAAGAAAGUCUGCUACCCUAAGGACAUGCAGUGCGUCUUUGUGGGAGCUCAAGGUCUCUUCCUGGACUGUCUCACUAAGGGGACCUCUGCCAACCUGGUCCUGCUCAGCCCUGGGUCCCUGCUGGUCUCAGGCCUAGCCGAGGCCUUUGUGAUGGCCCAGAGCCGCAUCCAGGAGUUCGUGGAGAAGUAUCAGAAGACGCCCCGGCUGCCGGAGGAGCAGGAGGCCCUGGUGAAGAAGGCCUUCCGGGAGCUGGUGGAGUCCCACGACGACAAGCAUGCCAUAGACCUUCUUAUCCUGCCUACCCCGCUCAAGGAGGAGCUGCUCAGCCUAGUGCGGGACAUCCAGCAGGAAGUUGGGGAAUGGGCACCGAGGAAUGAACUGUGGGUGCCACCGGUCAUCAGUCAAGACCAGCCGCCGUGGUGGGAAGCCAAAGCGGCAGGUGGGGCUGGGCCUCAGGGAUGGCCCCAGGACUUCUGUGACCUCAGUAGACCUCCAGAUCAGACCAGGCAUCAGGGCUCCAGGUCUGGCAUCCCAGGCAGUUCUCAGGACCAGGCAAAGCUGGAGGAGGAGGCCUCUGAGAGGCCAGUGCUUUACAAGCGGUCGUCGAAACCCAUCCCAGGUUUGGACGCCAGCCAGCAGGCUCAAGACUUGAAGUUCCCCGCCACCCAGGACAGGGUGAGGGAAGUGGAGGAAAGGGGGCCAGAGGAGAGCAGCCAGGAGGAGGAGGAGGAACCAUUGGCCGGGGCCCUGUCAUCAUCGUGGACAGAGAAGGAGUUCAAGAUGAGGCUGAACUUCUUCAAGACUAUGGGCUACGAGGAGCGGGUGGUGAAGAAGGUGCUGCUGGAAUGUGGGGUGCAGGAAGCCCCCUCAAAAAUCUUGGACAGGGUCCAGAUGGAGCAGGCCUCCUCCUCCCAGCAGGAGCAUGGCCCCGUACCCUUCCAGGAGUCCGGGGCAAGGGAGAUGUCUUCUCCUCCUCCUCCGCCACCGGAGACGACCCAAGAUGAACACGAAUACCUGCUGGAGGUCAUCAAGUCAGCAGCGGCCAACUGUGGCCACUCGCCCAGUGAGAUCCCGGCUGAGAUCUGGACAGGGGUCCCCUUGGCCGGCCUGCUGAGAAGGCUCAACGAGAAAGCCAACCAUCAAGAGGAGGCCAGGGUUGAGACUAGGCUGGAGCACAGAGGCAGCCGCAGAGAUGGAGAGCUGGCCCUCUCGAAUGGCAAGGAGUAUCCCCAGGGUCAACAUCACUGCGAGCCAGGGAGGAAAGGCGGGUCUCCUAUCCACAGGGGAGUCCGUGGCCCACCUCCCCUCCCAGAAGGCUCUGAUUUCCCCAUGGAUGUGACCCCCGUAGCUUCCCCUGCAUGGGCUGCCGAGGAGAGCCAGCCAGCUGAGGAUGUGUACCCAGUGCCGACGGUGACCGGAGCCCAGCGGUUCAAGGAAGCCAUCCAGACACCAUUCAAGCUCAUCUUGGCCAACACGCCAGGGAAAAAGAACCUAAGGAGGGUCAUUAUCGAUGGCAGCAAUGUAGCCAUGGUGCACGGCUUACACCAGUUCUUCUCCUGCCGGGGCAUCGCUCUGGCUGUGCAGUAUUUCUGGGACCGUGGGCACCGGGAGGUGACGGUCUUCGUGCCGCAGUGGCGGAUGGAGAAGGUUGCCAGGGUGGAAGAGAGACAUUUCCUGACCCAGCUGCAGGACCUGAGCCUGCUGUCUCUGACGCCCUCACGUCAAGUGGCCGGGAAGCGCAUCACAUCCUAUGAUGACAGGUUCAUGCUCAGGCUGGCAGAGGAGACCAACGGGGUCAUCGUCACCAAUGACCAGCUCCGGGACCUCAUGCAGGAGUCCAAGAAAUGGAUCAGAAUCAUCAAAGAGAGACUGCUGCAGUUCACCUUUGUGGGGAACAUCUUCAUGGUUCCAGAUGACCCACUGGGCCGAGAGGGUCCCACCUUGGAUGAAUUCCUGCAGAAACCCCUCAGCCGGCCAGCCUCCCAGACGGAGGUGCUGCAGUUGCGGGACAGGAAGCCCCCCGGGGAGCGGCGGCGGAGGAGACAGCCGCAGGAGGAAAAGGAAGAGGAGGAGGAGGUGGUACGGAAGCCAUGGGAGACUGAGCAGCUGAGGCAGGAGCUCCUGACAAUCUUCAUGGGUCAGGACCAGAAGGUGGACUUCGUCCUGCACAGAGAGCCCUGUAGCCGGGACCUGAACAAGCUCUCUGAAAACCUGCUGAGCCUCAACUUCUGAGACGUCCACGUCAGCCACUGCUGACCCCCUGGGGUCUACCCUCAUCCUCCCACCAGCAGGGAUCACACCCACCAGAAUCCUAGCUGAACUUCAUUACCAGCAGUAAGCUAUUAACCUCCCACCUGGACCAGCUCUUCACGUGACAACCUCCCAUGGUGCAUCAUGAACAAGGACUGAACCAAUGACCUUCAGGACCAAAAUCAUGGACUUUGCCCCACAUAACUCCACUGGCUGGUAGCAGCAGGAAGCUAUUAUCCUCUCAUGUGGACAAGCCCCGCCCCAAGUCACCAGGAGGGCUUGAACCCACAGCUGUCAGUGCUAAUAAUCAUUGACCACAGCCAACUGAGCUGCAGGAGUAAGCCCAUUAGCUGGUAGCAGUAGCAGGUUGUUAUCCUGUGUGAACCAGCAUGUUAUAUAGCAGCUGGGUCACCAGCCGGGAUUGAAGCCACAACGUUAAGUGCCAACAUCACAGACGGAGCUGCAGGUGUAACUCUCAUUGUCUGGUAGCAGUAGUAGGUUAUCAUCCUGUUCUGUGGACCACAGACGUUGCAGGUGGGUUACCCGCCACAUCUUUCUCCACUCAUCCCUCUGAGGUUGGGCCUGGCAUCUGAUGCAGGUGCCCCACAGUUAGGACUUUGCCAAACGCUGAAGGACCAUUUAUAGCUAAUCUAGGAUGCCUUCCCAGAGAGAGACAUCCAGCAGCCCUUCUCUGGCCUGGGGAGAGAUAUUGCUGCAGCCGUGGGAGAACCCACCUGAACUUGCCUCAUCACCCAUGAUGGAGAAGGGACAGAUCAUGGCGUAUUUAUUUUGGAAAACUGACUGCUAUACCUGGAAGCUACGACCAAAGCCACCCAUGGGAGAAGUGUUGGCUGGUCCUUCUCCAAGCCAACCAUUUGUGGUGGCAGUGGCAGCUUGAGGUUCACAGGACAACCUGGCGACUGCCUCCAAACCCAGCCAAGCUGGAGGCUCAGAGCCGGGCAGACGGAAUGCAAGUGGGUACGGUCUUCUUCAUCCUUCGUUGCAAUUGAUGGAUGAGGGGGAAGAGGGAGAUGGCGAGGAAAGAAAGAUUGGAGGAGCCCAAGGUUGGGUCCAUACUUCUCUACCCCACUUCUCCUCCUCUCACCUUGGCCUUUGCCCUCUCAGACCCACUGCGCCAGCCCAAGGAGAUCUACAAGGCUCCUUCCAGCCAUCGUAGGAUGCUGGCAAUCAUGUCCUCUUGCUGCUGCAUGGAGAUUUCCUGUUCCAGGGACCUGCAGGAAGUCCAUAACUCUGGGCUUCCCCUCUGGUCUGUGCUGUAAGCCCACGACACAUGGAUGCUUCUCCAAGUCCAUGCCCUACGCCCUAGAUCUACCUCUGCCUGGCUCCGGUGUCAACGAAGCAGAAUCUGUUCCAAGUGCCUCCGAGCGAUGGGUGCAUUGUGGACCUUAAAGCAUGAGUCGCUCUGGCCUGAGCUCAAAGACGCCCUGGCUGUAGGAGGCUCAACAUUUCUUUGCUAGAGUUUCUCUCCAAGCUUUGGCCACCAUGCUUCCUCCUUGCUAGCCUGUCUCUUUCUGACCUUGGUCAGCUCCAGCCUUCUCUCUGUCUCCUACCUCUUGCCCUCAGCCAGGCCAAAAAUCCCGCUCAGGAGAGAGUCCCCUUCUUUGCUCUACCCAUCUUUCCUGGAGUCCCAGCUCCUUCAACAUCCUAUCCAUGUUCUGCCUACAAAGUCUUCCAAGAUCUCAUCCCCCGCCAGCCACACUCUCCCUAAGCCUCACCCCAUCUCAGCUCCGUGCUUGGAGAUGAUCUGACCCGCUUGGCACAUCCUUCAUCUUCCUGCAAUCCAAUGGCGCUUUUCCAGCCAUGUCUCCUGCAUUCCCAUCCCCUAAGCCUUGUAUUCUCCACCUUUCUUAUCUUGUCUCGAUCUCACCAAAGCUCAGGGCUUGGCGGGUCAUUACCCAGCCGUAUCAACCUUUAUACAUUCAGCGGCUAUUCAUGUAAAUACGUUUUUUGAUAAUAACGAUGAUAAAUAAAUGGCGGGGCCUGUGUG
This is a messenger RNA of Emys orbicularis (European pond turtle), 4522 nucleotides long. RefSeq names its product KH and NYN domain containing (gene KHNYN). The coding region runs from base 1 to 2496 and encodes 831 amino acids. The record is from RefSeq and is a predicted model, not a curated record. Gene Ontology annotation, molecular function: RNA endonuclease activity; mRNA binding. Gene Ontology annotation, cellular component: nucleus; cytoplasmic ribonucleoprotein granule. The transcript has 7 exons. NCBI's taxonomy places the organism in Eukaryota, Metazoa, Chordata, Testudines, Emydidae.